AUGGCCAUCACCAGAACCAUUCUCCUCGCCGUGGCCGCGAUGGCCAUCAUGAGCACCGCCUCGGCUGCAAUCUACAAUAUCGUCUUCAAGUACUCCCCUCAGGCGCACGAUGUCCUCGAGGUCAGCAAGGCCGACUACGACUCAUGCAGCACUGCGACCCCCAUUGCCACCCUCAACUCCGGGAAUGAUGUCAUCGCCCUUACCGUCACCGGCACCCGCUACUUCAUCUGUGGCUUCCCUGGUCAUUGCGCGGGCGGCAUGAAGGUCAAAAUCAAUGUCAUGCCAGGCUCCUCCUCUUCGUCACCCGCCCCAGCCUGCAGCCCAAGUGCAAGCAACGCUCCCCCGCCAACACAUGUCUCCGCUGCAACCAAUGUGGAGGCCAUGGAGUUUGGCCUUGCUGUUUUGCUUGUCGUUGCCUACCUCAUGGCUUGA
Molecule: messenger RNA, 432 nt
Organism: Triticum aestivum (bread wheat)
Lineage: Eukaryota; Viridiplantae; Streptophyta; Magnoliopsida; Poales; Poaceae
Product: uclacyanin 1-like
Exons: 3
Coding region: 1-432 (143 amino acids)
Cellular component (GO): plasma membrane
Molecular function (GO): electron transfer activity
Source: RefSeq, a predicted model, not a curated record